AUGCCGUCUCCUGAGAGGAAAACAGAUAGUGGUGAACACAUCGACGCAGUACAAGUUGAUGACAAAGAGAGCACUGGGAACGAAGAUGAAGCCGUAGCCACUGGUUCGCAGGUGUCAUCAUUGGUGACCGACGCUACAAAUCAUAACACCGAACCUAACCAUUCGAACCAACAUGAACCUGUCACUGCCACAGUCAUCGAGGUUGACCAGGCGAAGCCCUCUCCACCUCAGCAACCCCAUCCAGCCAAUCAGCUGCAACAGCAACUGCAAACACAACAGCAACAGCAAUUGGUGUCAAAACCACAUCAGCAACUGCCCACACCACCCCAACACCUGCAGCAGCAGCUGGUGCCAUUGCAGCAACUGCAGCAACAGGUCGGACAACCUCAGCAAAGGGAAGUUGGACACGAGUUGGAUGAACUUGAUGAAAUAAUCCACCUCGCCAGUGGUCUCACAAAUAAUCACCAUUCCGCCAUAGAACGAACCAUACGACCCACCGCUAUAAAACAACCCCGCGCAUCGAGAGCGUUUGCAAUGAAACGAAUAACGUGGGAAGCCAGACGGCACACUAAAAUAUCUCCAGACUUGGAAGAUGUUGACCUGAAUUUGAUCGACCGGGGAGGACUUCCGUGGUUGCCAUAAGAAGGUGACACUUAAAGUCAGGACUUGCUUUAGUAUAGAAAGAAGAAGCAACAGUGACACAAGUCUCCCUUUAAUGUAUUGCUGGAUUAUUGAUGAGUUAAGUCAUUUCUGACCUUUAAACACGCCAGCAAACCAAACCAUGAAACUUUUUGUUUUAUCCUAAGUUUUCUGUAAAUAAAUGUGCAUUGAACUAACUACAAAAACGUGAAAAAGACCUACCAUAUCGAGCGAAUGCAUGUGCUAAUUCUUGUAAGACUUACAAACAAAACUAACAACACUGCAAACAG
Asterias rubens (European starfish) is the source of this 929-nucleotide messenger RNA. RefSeq names its product nuclear transcription factor Y subunit beta-like. The record is from RefSeq and is a predicted model, not a curated record. Lineage: Eukaryota; Metazoa; Echinodermata; Asteroidea; Forcipulatida; Asteriidae. Bases 1 to 642 code for a protein of 213 amino acids. The transcript is spliced from 3 exons.